Messenger RNA from Asparagus officinalis (garden asparagus), 1653 nucleotides. RefSeq names its product zinc finger MYM-type protein 1-like. The coding region runs from base 1 to 1653 and encodes 550 amino acids. Gene Ontology annotation, molecular function: protein dimerization activity. The transcript is spliced from 2 exons. The record is from RefSeq and is a predicted model, not a curated record. NCBI's taxonomy places the organism in Eukaryota, Viridiplantae, Streptophyta, Magnoliopsida, Asparagales, Asparagaceae.
AUGGAGAAUGACGAACUUUCAAAGGCAAUUGCGACAGUUCCCAAAAAUGCCAAAUAUACAAGUCAUGAUAUUCAAAAACAAAUACUUCAUAUGUUUUCAGUGAGAUUGAAAAAUGCAAUUCAUGAAGAAAUUGGAGUUGCCAAGUAUUACAUCAUUGUUGAUGAAGCCCGUGAUGAGUCAAAAAAAGAGCAAAUGUCUAUUGUGUUGUGGUUUGUGGACACUAAUGGAUUCAUUCAAGAACGUUUUUUUGGGCUUGUUCAUGUUUCCGAUACUGCAGCUUUGACUUUAAAGAACGUCAUAUAUUCUGUUUUGGCUCAUUAUAAUUUAGAUGUUCAAAAUAUUAGAGGUCAAGGUUACGAUGGGGCCAGUAAUAUGAGGGGUGAAUUCAAUGGAUUGCAAGAUUUGAUUAUGAAAGAUUGUAAGACUGCUUACUAUGUUCAUUGCUUUGCUCAUCGGCUACAGUUGGCUCUUGUUGCGGCAGCAAAAAAUCUGACUCCCAUUCAUAUGUUUUUUGAUAAAUUAAUUUCUAUAGUUAAUAUGGUUGGUGCUUCUUGCAAGCGUAAUGAUGAAUUGAAGAAAGCUCACGCGGAUGACAUUGCCCAUUUGAUUUCUAUUAAUGAACUCGAGACAGGGCCUGGACUUAAUCAGAUCGGCACUUUACAACGAGCUGCUGAUACGCGUUGGAGUUCUCAUUUCAGAUCAUUAUUAAGUUUGAUCAGGAUGUUCAGUGCAGCAUGUACGGUGUUGCUCAAAGUUAUGGAGGAUGGGCUUCCUUCCCAACGAGCUGAUGCAACAUCUGUUUAUGAUGAAAUGACUUCGUUCGAUUUUGUAUUUAUCUUACAUCUAAUGAGUGAGAUUAUGGGGAUCACAGAUUUUCUUUGCCAGACUUUACAAAGGAAGUCUCAAGACAUUUCGAAUGCAAUGGAGCUUGGGAUCACAGAUUUUCUUUGCCAGACUUUACAAAGGAAGUCUCAAGACAUUUCGAAUGCAAUGGAGCUUGUAUCAUCUACAAAAAGAUUACUACAAGAGUUAAGGGAUGACAAACGACGUCGAGCUCGUGGUCAUCAAGACAUCACCAUUGGGCAUCAUUAUCGAGUAGACUUUUUUUAUGUCGUGAUCGAUUCACAAAUGCAAGAAAUUAAUGUGCGUUUUAGUGAAGAUGCGACAGAAUUGCUCAUGCUUAGUUCUGCCUUAAAUCCUCAAAAUGCAUCUGAGGCUUUGAGAAUACAAGAUAUAUGCAAAUUGGUUGGCAAGUUUUAUGCACAAGAUUUUACAAGUGAAGAAAAAGAGAGUUUGAAGAUGCAACUGAAACAUUAUGAGCAUAAUGUAGUCAAAGGGUCAGACUUCAAAACUCUUUCAACAAUUUCUGAGUUGUGUCAAUGGUUGGUAAAGACUAAUAAAUCUGCUACAUACGACCUCAUUUUCAGAGUGAUCGUACUUGUGCUUACUCUUCCAGUUUCUACUGCUACUGCAGAACGAUCAUUCUCAGCUAUGAAUAUCCUCAAGACUAGGCUUCGAAGCAAAAUGGAGGAUGUUUUCCUCUCCGACACAUUAAUGGUGUUUAUUGAAAAAGAAAUUGCUAAAAGUCUGAGCAUUGAUGCUAUCAUUGAAGACUUUGAAAAUUUUAAGGAACGUCGAAUUCCUUUUAGUUAG